UUUAGGAAACUUCCGUUACACUUUUUGUUUGUUUUGUUAUAAACACAUCCUUCUUUCAGUACAUAUAGGUUCUGAUUUUAUCACAAAAAGAGGUUUUUGUAAAUGGUUGAAACUCUCUGUGAAUUUCGACGGCUCUUGUUGAAUUCGUGGUGGGUAUGUCGCACAAGAGGGAGUUUGAAGCUGGGAAAGCUCGGGUGGAAGGUGGCUCAACCCCGGAGGAUAAGCGUAGACGAUUCAAAAGUGUGGUUCAGGAGGUAAUGAGAUUGCAAACUGUCAAACAUUUUCUCGAACCCGUUUUGGAGCCCUUAAUCCGUAAAGUGGUUAAAGAAGAAGUUGAAUUGGCUCUUGCAAAGCAUCUAACAGGCAUCAAAUGGAUUUGUGAGAAAGAUAUUCAUCCUUUGGAAUCAAGGAACCUACAGCUGAAGUUCUUGAACAAUCUAUCGCUUCCUGUGUUUACUUCAGCUCGGAUAGAAGGAGAUGAAGGUCAAGCUGUAAGAAUUGGAUUAGUAGAUUCUUCAACUGGUCAAAUCGUCUCCUCAGGUCCUGCAUCAUCUGCAAAGCUCGAGAUUUGUGUUGUUGAGGGUGAUUUUGAGAGUCAUAGCGGUUGGACAGCUGAGGAUUUCAGGAACAACAUUGUAAAAGAGAGAGAAGGAAAGAAACCUCUGCUCAGUGGAAAUGUUUUUGUGGUUCUUAGUGAUGGCAUCGGCGUUAUGGAUGAAGUUUCACUUACCGAUAACUCUAGCUGGACUAGGAGCAGGAAGUUCAGACUAGGGGUGCGAAUGGUGGAUCAAUUUGAGUUUGUCAAGGUUAGGGAGGCAAUCACUGAGUCCUUCGUCGUAAGGGAUCACCGAGGAGAAUUGUAUAGAAAGCAUCAUCCUCCUUCUCUGUUCGAUGAAGUAUGGAGAUUGGAAAAGAUAGGGAAAGAUGGAGCUUUUCACAAACGACUCAACUAUUCAAAUAUAAACACUGUGAAGGAUUUUCUAACACAUUUCCAUCUAAACUCUCCAAAACUCCGGCAAGUUCUUGGUACUGGUAUGUCUUCAAAGAUGUGGGAAAUUACUUUGGACCAUGCUCGAUCCUGUGUUCUUGAUAAUAGCGUCCAUGUGUACCAGCCUCAUGGAUUUCACAAGGAAACUGCUGUUGUCUUCAAUGUCGUAGCUCAAGUUCUUGGACUGCUCGUGGAUUUUCAGUAUGUUCCUGCUGAGAAGUUAUCCGAGACUGAAAAGGCUCAAGCUGAGGAGAUGGUUAUUGCUGCAUUGAGUCAUAUAAAUGAAGUAAUCUCGUAUGACGAUGUGUCUUCCAUGAUGAGGAACUUUCUCAAUGUCCCGUCUUCUCAAACCAGUGUUGGGAUUGAUUACUCCGGUUUGAGUCUAACCAGCAUGGACGGUUAUGGUUUUGUGCCAAACCUUCACAACACAGCAGAAGGUAGUGGCCAUGUAGACAUGGAAGUUACUCCACAAGGUUUAUACGACGACUUCAACCUCUGGAACUGCUCUCAGAUUCUUGGCUUGGAAGAACCUCAAUCCGAUUUGCAGAGUGCGCUUGACGGGUUCAUCAUGUCAGAGAAGAAUGUUGUGGUCGGCAAGGCACAUAGCAGAAGGUGGACAAAGCUUUUUAGUGUCUCGAAGUGGCUGUCUGUAUUCAAGAAUGUUACAGUUAGGAAAAAUCUGAAGUGAGUGAGUUAGUUACAAAGCAAAAAGGAAACGACUCGCCCUGGACGGAUUCGUGUGUAUAUACAGCUUUGUGAAUCUCGGGUUUAUGGUCGUCCAGAGGCGUUCCAAAGUGUUUUUUUUUCUUCUUAAUAUGUUUGCUCUUUACAUCUUUGUGUUGAAGAUGUGAAUAUGUGUUAGGGAAAGCUUCAUUUUUGUUGAAGGCUUGAAAACAGAGUCUUUUUGUGUGAUCUGUUUGUCAGAAAGUACUGCAAGUGAGUAGAGAUACACAUCCACUUUUGGACUUGGUUUCUUGCUACUUGGAUUAUUUUAUAUAUUUUGGUAUGUCAGGUUAUGUAAAACUACAUAAGUUGAAUAAUUCAUUUUCUGAAUCA
Brassica rapa (field mustard) is the source of this 2044-nucleotide messenger RNA. RefSeq names its product calmodulin-binding protein 60 A. Gene Ontology annotation, molecular function: calmodulin binding; DNA-binding transcription factor activity; sequence-specific DNA binding. Gene Ontology annotation, cellular component: nucleus. The record is from RefSeq and is a predicted model, not a curated record. Lineage: Eukaryota; Viridiplantae; Streptophyta; Magnoliopsida; Brassicales; Brassicaceae. Gene Ontology annotation, biological process: regulation of salicylic acid biosynthetic process.